GCAUAUCAUUCCAUCACUUCCAUCUUUAAAUUAUCAAUUUAAUGAUAAUGGCUUUCACAGCUGAAACUACUUCCAGGUGUGAUGAAAUGGUGUUUUCAGUGGAGUCUCAGAAGACAGUUCCUGCUCCUUUUCUGACGAAAACAUACCAACUUGUUGAUGAUCCUCUCACUGACCACAUUGUGUCAUGGGGUGAAAAGGAAACCACUUUUGUUGUAUGGAGACCUCCUGAGUUUGCCAGAGAUCUUCUUCCCAACUACUUCAAGCACAACAAUUUCUCAAGCUUUGUUAGGCAGCUUAAUACCUAUGGCUUCAAAAAGAUAGUUUCGGAUAGAUGGGAGUUUGCAAAUGAGUAUUUCAGAAAAGGAGCGAAGCAUUUACUAUCAGAGAUCCACAGAAGGAGAACACCCCAGAAUCAUAAUUAUCACCACCAAGUAAACUACCAUGAGCAACUAAUUCAUUUUCUUCAACCAGAUGAGAAAAAAUUUUGUUGGGUAGAAUCUCCACUGCCAUCGGCAAACAAUAAACCUCCCGCCGAUAUUCUGACAGCACUCACUGAAGAUAAUCAACGUUUGCGCAGAAGAAACUGCAUGCUUUUAUCUGAACUCACUCACAUGAAGAACCUCUACAAUGACAUUAUCUUCUUCAUUCAGAAUCAUGUAAAACCAGCCGUUCCCUACGAUCACUACAACUAUGCAGAACCUAGGCUCAGACAAUUGGUUACUAUAAAUCAAGGAGUGGUUAAGUCGUCUUCAGUGACUGUAACUGAGGAGCCCAACAGUAGCUUGAAGCUCUUUGGGGUUGCUCUAAGGGGAAAGAAGAGACUACAUCCAGGAAAGGUAGACGAGGAAGAACUUGAAUAGUGAAUAUGAGGUUCCUCAUUUGGUUAGUCCUUUUCGUUGUCAAGUCAGCUAGCUGUAGUUGUACUUUCGGCGAGGCUGAAUUUCAUAGAGAAGGCAGCAGUCUGUAGAUAAGUUGAAUUAAUGAAAGUAAUUAAGCUAGCUACUUAAUA
This is a messenger RNA of Mangifera indica (mango), 1009 nucleotides long. Its product is annotated as heat stress transcription factor B-4b-like. Lineage: Eukaryota; Viridiplantae; Streptophyta; Magnoliopsida; Sapindales; Anacardiaceae. Gene Ontology annotation, biological process: regulation of transcription by RNA polymerase II. The transcript is spliced from 2 exons. The coding region runs from base 42 to 860 and encodes 272 amino acids. Gene Ontology annotation, molecular function: DNA-binding transcription factor activity; RNA polymerase II cis-regulatory region sequence-specific DNA binding. Gene Ontology annotation, cellular component: nucleus. The record is from RefSeq and is a predicted model, not a curated record.